Nematolebias whitei (Rio pearlfish) is the source of this 3124-nucleotide messenger RNA. Its product is annotated as protein crumbs homolog 1-like. Gene Ontology annotation, molecular function: calcium ion binding. NCBI's taxonomy places the organism in Eukaryota, Metazoa, Chordata, Actinopteri, Cyprinodontiformes, Rivulidae. The record is from RefSeq and is a predicted model, not a curated record.
AUGCUGAGAUUCAUCGUGCACGUGUGGAUGCUCGGGUUAAUUUAUGCAGGAGCACUGAACAGUGAGGACGUCGGUGGAUGUGAACAACAGCCAUGCCAAAAUGGUGGUGUGUGUGAAAGCCAUGACGGAGGAUUCCGAUGCCUUUGUUCACAGCAGAGCCAAAACGGGCGCCUGAACGUUGGGGAGAACUGUACACUUGCACAGUCGGUCUGUGACGAAGGCCAGUGUGAGAAUGGAGGAGUGUGUUCUUCUUUGCUUGUAAAUGAUCAGCGCACAUAUGCAUGCAUCUGCCUUCCAGGCUACACUGGGCCUAAAUGUCAGACUUCCAGCAUCUUCUCAUUUGAGUCCCAUGGCUACAUGUUCAUUGAGACACAGCAGCUAGACUCAGAAGCUCCACUUAAUUUGACUUUCAGCUUCAGGACAGAGAAGCUGACCGGUAUUCUAUUUCAGCGGAGAGUGGACAACCUGCUGCUCAGCAUUGAGCUGAUGGAUGGACGUCUCUGCCUCCUCAGUCAGAGAGGACAAGGCUCCAGCACUCUGGUUCAGGAGCUUCCUGAGUAUUUGUCCAACAGCAAGUGGCACACAGUGGAAGCAUUCGUGGGUGGCGUGGUCAGUCUCAUCAGGUUACUGUGCACGGAGGGAAGCUGCACCAGAGACUCCAGCACUGAAGUCCAGCUGCUUGACCAGGCUGCUGCUCUUCCAGAGCUGGGAGCUGUUCGUCAAAGCCUCUUCAUUGGAGCAGUCAGAGGGAACUGGACUUUAGGCAGACCUGAGGGUAGAGCGGACAACCUGCCUGCUUUUUUGGGCUGCUUCAGAGAUGUGUUUGUUAACUCUUAUCUGGUGCUGCCCGUUGAAGUGCCAAAAGAUUCACGCACCCAGGUAAACAUCACAGCGGGGUGCAGCGACAAAGACAAGUGUGAUGACAGUCCAUGUCAGAACCGAGGGCGCUGUGUCCGCCAGGGCUGGAGGAGCUACAUCUGUGAGUGCCACCGACCAUAUGAGGGACACGACUGUGCAGAGGAGUACAUCACUGCCAGGUUUGGAAAAAGAGACCUCAAGAGCUUUGCUGAAUUUUCAUUAGACAAUGACCCUGGUGACCCUGUGACCAUCUCCUUGUUCAUUCGCACCAGACAGUCCAACGGCCUGCUCCUCAUCCUGGCCAACAGCACCAGCCAGUACCUCCGCCUAUGGCUGGAGGAGGGCAAGGUCAAAGUUCAGGUCAACAACUUUGAGUCCCUUGUUGGUCAAAAUGUGGUCAGUGAUGGCCAUUUCCACCUAAUUACUGUGAAAUUGGAAGCAACAACAGCCAUUUUGUUCCACUCAACUCAAAUCCAGGGUCUUAUGACCAUCAGGCAUGUCCAAACCCAUCCUGGAGAUGUGUUUUAUGUUGGGGGACUACCAGACUCAAGGGCCACCGCUUCAUUUGGGGGCUACUUUAAAGGAUGUGUCCAGGAUCUAAGGAUUAAUAGCAAACGAUUGCAGUUCUAUCCAAUAGAAACUCCAGUGGAGUCUUACCCCUUAGUGAAACUCGUAAAUGUUACAGAAGGCUGCAGCAGUGAUAAUGCCUGUGCGGUCAACCCUUGUCUAAAUGGGGGUGAGUGUUACUCUAUGUGGGAUGAUUUCAUCUGCAGCUGCCCCACCAACACUGCAGGGCAGCGGUGUGAACAGGUGAAAUGGUGUGAGCUCUCCCCCUGUCCUGCCACUGCUGUUUGUCAGCCUCUCUCCCAAGGAUUUGAUUGUUUGUUCAACGUGACAUUUCGACAUGAGAACAGUAUUCUGCAGUACCUCGGUAACGGAAAGAUUAAGCACAACCUUACCAGUGUCUCCCUCAGCUUCCGCACCAGACAGUCAGUAGCAACUCUGUUUCAUGCACAAAAAGAGACCAGCUACCUCACAGUCUCUCUACUGAACUCUCAUUUGGUCAUGGAGCUCAAAUCUGGAGCUGACGUGGAUUCUCCCAAAGUGGCAGCUCAAAGUCUUGGUCUACUCAGUAAUGGAGAGUGGCAUACUGUUGAGAUCAGCAAACAGACUCAAGCAUCCACCUGGAUCAUUGAUGUAGAUGGAGGCAAAGAGAAGAUCAGCAUUUCCAAAACAGCUGUAGAGGACUUUAACUUCCUCAAAGAUGGAGCAGACAUUUUUUUGGGAGGUUUAAGCCAGGAAUCUGGGGUGAACCUGUCUGGCUGUCUGGGCCGAGUAGAGAUUGGGGGUCUUCUUUUACCAUUCUACCUGGACACAGAGUUGAACCUGCCAAGACCACAGGAGGAGCAGUUUGUGAGGAUAAAUGGUAACGCCGCUCUGCAGUACGGCUGCUGGGGAACCAGGGUAUGCACACCCAACCCAUGCCAGAAUGAGGGGACCUGUGAGGACCUGUUUGACCUCCAACAGUGCAAGUGUAGUCCUGAGUGGACAGGGUCAUUGUGUCAAGAAUCAACAGACUCCUGCAGCUCCAGCCCCUGCAUCUACGGCAACUGCACCAACCAACCUGAGGGGUUUAGGUGUGAGUGUGAGUUUGGCUUUACUGGUGAACAGUGCGAAGUAGAAGUUGAUAUGUGUGAAAACAGCAGCUGCAGUUAUGGUGCCACAUGCCUCAAAGGUUUCCAGAGCUACACCUGCCUCUGCCCUCGGAACAUGACGGGCCAUUACUGCGAUGAGAACAUUCCUGAAAUUCCUUGGUACAUAGAGGCCGACCCACUCCCUCAGUUGCCCAUGUCUUCAUGCAUGGGUACAAGAUGGAACUACAGCUGCUUUAAUGGAGGAAACUGCUCUAAAGCAGACAGCACAUGUUACUGCCUGCCUGGCUUCACAGGACAAUGGUGUGAGAAGGAUGUGGAUGAAUGCGCCUCAGAGCCAUGUAUGAACGGAGGCUUCUGCAUCAACUACGUCAACAGUUUCGAAUGUGUGUGCGACAUGAAUUACUCGGGGAUAUACUGUCAAAUAGACGUCAGUGACUUCUACAUGUAUCUCUUCUUGGGCUUGUGGCAGAACCUCUUCCAGCUCGUGUCCUAUAUCGUCAUUCGCCUCGACGACGAACCAGAGAUUGAAUGGGGAUUACAGGUCAACGAUUAGAAAUCUCCUUAUCCAUGAUGGGAAAACUGGACCAGAGUAGAGGGGUAUACCAUUGUGC